Molecule: messenger RNA, 2943 nt
Organism: Homarus americanus (American lobster)
Lineage: Eukaryota; Metazoa; Arthropoda; Malacostraca; Decapoda; Nephropidae
Product: nascent polypeptide-associated complex subunit alpha, muscle-specific form-like
Exons: 9
Coding region: 1-2943 (980 amino acids)
Source: RefSeq, a predicted model, not a curated record
AUGGGUGGUGAUGAACCCAGGGACCCUCACAGGGCCAGCAGAGCCCCCAGGGACCAUCUCAGGGGCAGUAGAACCCCCAGGGACCCUCCUAUGGCAAGUGGCGCACCGGGAACCCUCCCAGGGACAUCAGUGCCCCCCGGGACCUUUGUAUGGGCGGUGAGUCCCCAAGAAUCCUUCCAGAGGCUCCAGUGCCCCCAGGAACCCUUCCAGGGGCAGCCGUGCAUCCAGGACCCUUCCCAGGGACGGGAGCGCCCUAAAAAACCCUUCCAGGCACGGACGGCGUCGCCCCCAAGGGCCCUCCCAGGGACGGUGGUGCACCUGGGGUCCAUCUCAUGGGUAGAGAAGUGCCCCCAGGGUGCACCCCAGUGGCGAUGGUGCCCCCAGGGGCCCUCGCAACAACAGCGGCAUCCUCAGGUGCAUUUUCAGGAGCGACAGCACCCCAUGGACUCUGACUGGAGCAGCGGAGCCCGCAGGAGCCAACCCAGGGGCAGUGUAGCCCCCAGGGACCAUCCCAGAGACCAUUCCAGGGGCAGUGGUGCACCAGAAACCCUCCCAGGGUCGGUGGCGCCCCCAGGGGUACCUCGCAGGGGCGGUAGUGCAUCUGGGGUCACUCUCAAUGGAAGAGGAGUGCCCAGGGACCAUUCGAGGGGUACUAGAGCCUCCAGGGACCAUCCCAGAGACCCUCCCAGGGACGGCGGCACCUCAAAGGACAUGCCCAGGGGCAUCCACACCCCCAGAGACAGUAGUGCCCCCAAAGACCUUCCUAGGGGUCCCAGGGGACCAUAUGGCAUGCUUGAACGACGGCACCUCAGGGAUCCUGACUGGAGCAGCAAAUCCUGCAGUGACCUACCCAGGGGCAGCACAGCCCCCAGUGACCAUCCCAGAAACCGUUCCAGGGGCAGUGGUGCACUGGAAACCCUCCUAGAAUCGGUAGCGCCCCCAGGGAUCCUGCCAAGGGCGGUGGUGCACCUGGGGCCCCACUUAUUGGAAGAGGAAUGCACAGGGACCAUUCCAGUGGUAGCAGAGCCUCCAGGGACCAUCCCAGAGACGGCAGCACCUCAAAGGACACUCCCAGGGGCAUCCACACCCCCAGAGACCUUUCCAGGGAUGCCUGGCGCUCCCAGAGGCCAUCCCAGGGGCCAUCCCAGGGGUGGUGGACAUCCCAGUAACCCUCUCAGGUGCCGCGACGCCCCCAGGGUGCCCCCCAGUAGCGACGGUGCCCCCAGGGGCCCUCGCAACAUCAGUAGCAUCCUCAGGUGCAUUCUUAGGAACGACGGCACCUCAGGGAUCCUGACUGGAGCAGCAAAUCCUGCAGUGACCUACCCAGGGGCAGCACAGCCCUCAGUGACCAUCCCAGAAACCGUUCCAGGGGCAGUGGUGCACUGGAAACCCUCCCAGGAAUGCAAUGAUACUGGUGGAAAUGUGAUGGGCGGUGUAUAUAUUAAACGUUGCAUCUCCAAGAGUAAUAAAUUGAGCAUAAACUACUGCACCCAUGGGCUCUACAGGCCUGGUGCUCCCAUGGACUAUCUCAGGGGUGGUGGACAUAUUAGGAACCCUCCCAGGUGCUGCGACGCCCCCACGGUGUCCCCCAGUGGUGACGGUGCCCCCAGGCGACCUCGCAACAUCAGUGGCAUCCUCAGGUGCAUUCUUAGGAGCGACGGCACCCCAGGGACCCUGACUGGAGCAGCGGAGCCUGGGACCCUCCCAGGGCCGGUGGUGCACCUGGGCUCCCUCUCAUUGAAAGAGGAAUACACAGGGACCAUUCCAGUGGCAACAGAGCCUCCGGGGACCAUCCGAAAGACCCUCACAGAGACGGAGGCACCUCAAAGGACACUCUCAGGGGCAUCCACACUCCCUAGAGAUCUUUCCAGGGACGUUAGUGGCUCCAGAGACCUUCCUAGGGGUCCCAGGGGGCCCUAUGGCAUGCUUGAGCGACAGCACCCCUGGGACCCUGACUGGAGCAGCGGAGCCUGCAAGGACCUACCCAGGGGCAGCGCAGCCAACAGGGACCAUCCCUGUGACCGUUUCAGGGGGAGUAGCUCACCGAGAACCCUCCCAUGGUCGGUGGCGCCCCCAGGGGUCCCUCCCAGGGUCGGUGUUGCACCUGGGGUCACUUUCAUUCGAAGAGGAGUGCACAGGGAGCGUUCCAGGGGCAGCAUAGCCUCCAGGGACCAUCCCAGAGAUCCUCCCAGGGACGGCGGCACCUCAAAGGACACUCGCAGGGGCAUCCACACCCCCAGAGACCUUUCCAUUGACGUUAGUGCCCGAGAAACCUUCCUAGGGGUCGCAGGGGCCCUAUGGGACGGGGUCGCCUUCAGGGUUGUUCCCAGGGACGGCGGCACCCAGGGGCAACACAGCCCCCAGGGACCAUCCCAGAAACCGUUCCAGGGGCAGUGGCGCACUGGAAACCCUCCCAGGGUCGGUGGCACCACCCAGGGGUCCCUCCCAGGGGCGGUGGUGCACCUGGAGUCCCUCUCAUUGGAAGAGGAGUGCACAGGGACCAUUCCAGGGGCAGCAGAGCCUCCAGGGACCAUCCCAGAGACCCUCCCAGGGACGGUGACACCACAGAGGACACUCCCAGGGGCAUCCACACCCCCAAAGACCUUUCCAGGUAUGGUAGUGCCCCCAGAGACCUUCCUAGGGGUCCCAGGGGGCCGUAUGGCAUGCUUGGGCGCUUGCAACAUCAGUGGCAUCCUCAGGUGCAUCUUCAGGAGCGACGGCACCCCUGGGACCAUGACUGGAGCAGCGGAGCCUACAAGGACCUACCCAGGGGCAGCACAGUCCCCAGAGAGCAUCCCAGUGACCGUUUCAGAGGGAGUAGCUCACCGAGAACCAUGGCAGAGUCGGUGGCGCCCCCAGGGGUCCCUCCCAGGGUCGGUGUUGCUCCUGGGGUCACUUUCAUUCGAAGAGGAGUGCACAGGGACCAUUCCAGGGGCAGCAUAG